GCAUUUGCCACCAAGCGCUGACUUGCUAAGAAGGACGUCAAGAACUCAUUAAAAUCUGCAUGACUGAAAGUUAAUCAGAUACAUCACGCCAUCGCAAAGAAAAGAAAGACAGGAAGCUUUUAGAAGGCAUAGAGACUGUGUCUAAGACUGACAACUACAUUAGAGCUGAAGGUUACUUUGAAAACUGCCUUGGAAUACGCUUGUCGGCGAUAAGAGAUCAGCAUGGAUCCAGAGAAUUCAUUAGCAACCAGUUAUGACUCUACUUCUGCAAGCAGGUCAGUUUUCUUGUGCCAAAAACUUCCAAACAUCAUCUGGGAUUUGACUCAUACGACUUUCCCCUGGAUUUUAGUGUUCAUUACAUCUAUUGCUUCUCCUAUCAUCACUUUCCUGAACGCUACUGUAAUCGUGGCUUUUAAGAAACGGAGAGAACUAAAAAAACAGUCGAACAUUUUGCUAUGCAGCAUGGCCUUCACUGAUCUCCUAACAGGUGCUAUAACCAUGCCACUAUCUGCCACAACCGUUGUUUUAAUGCUCAGCCAAGUUUCUUUGGAGCAUAUUUGUACAUUAGAUUCCCUGGUGACGAAACCUAUAAUAUUUCUCAUGUCUUUAUCAUCCUUAUUUCACUUAACUGCCAUUGCUUGGGAGAGAUACAUGGCCAUAAAAUGUGGGAUGGAGUACAAGAGCAAGGUAACAGAAAGUCUCCUCAAAAAAUUUGCGCUAACUGCUUGGGUAUUACCUUUUUUCAAACAAGGUCUAACUGUUAUAGUGAUGGCAAUUAGUAUCUCAGAAAAUUUCCUUGGUAUCUGCAUUUUAGUUGAGGCUGUCGUGGUCCUUUGUUGUUCAAUCGCCAUUGCAUAUUUUUACUUCAAGGUCUUACUUGGAGUGCGGAGGCAAAAGAAGAACAAAACUAGCCAGGUAUCUGUUUUGUUGAAUGUGAAACUCCAAUCUAAAAUUGCCACUACAACUGGUUUGGUAACCGCUGCACUUCUUUUUUCGUUUGUUUUUUCAGUUGUUAUUGUUAUUCUAGGUAGUUUUUCACCAAUAUUUCGUAUGAAUUCCACUUUUCAAUUGGCAGAGCUAGUUUUACAGCUGAACUCCCUUUUAAAUCCAAUAUUAUACUGCUAUAGCGACCACCGUUUUAAAAACGCUGUCCAAGAGCUGUUAGGUCUCAAAAAAACACAAAAAAUCCAACCAACCUUUCAUGCCAAUCGAUGUUUAAGACGAAAAGAGUCCUUUCAAUCAGUAGAGAUGAAACUGCAAGGAGAGGAAAUUUUCAUCGUGCAAUCUACAAAAUCCGCUCCCUUUGAGCCUGCCGUUGAACAUGAAGGGGCCUCUAGCAUAAAUAUGGAAAGGUCCAUCUCUGGAUACUGCAGUGAUUCAUUUGCUCAAUGUAAUGUCCAGAUUCCGGAGCCCUUGUCCGUCCAUACGACAACCGCUGUGAUCCAUAGUCAAAGUUCUAGGCAAUGUAGAUAUAGAAUUUCCAAAGAAAAGGUUCACCCUGUAUCACCAACUGCAAACGACGCAGUUUCUUCGCAAGGAUCAGCAAAUCGAACCCUUACAACAAGAUCGAAUACCUGCGGGGCUGAACCAUCUGAAUUUAUUGAAAAUAUUGCUUAGAAAUGUGAAUUAGAAAGCAGAGGACCGAGGGUGAAACAAAGUCAAUAACUCAAAGGAAAAUAAAGCCCUGAAUUCAUUAUGAACAAGUUUUGAAAGGAAUUGGAAACUACACUAUCAAAUUCCUGCUUUGCAAAAAAAAAAAAAGAGCACAGUACUUUUGCGCUUUGUUUUCAGCUAGAGGAAACCUUCUCUGGAGGAGGGUAAAUCAUCAAGAAAUUAUCUUUUCAGUUAAAAUUUGUCCACAUAAGUAGGAAAGAAGUGUUUGUCGUUACACAAUAAGCAACUUAAAAAGGCAUCAGGUUUUUAUGAAAGAAGAGUUUUGUGUAUAUCGCCGUUAUGUUGGAUUCUUUGACGCUCUAAAGUUGCUUCAAGAGAACAUAAACUCUUAAGCAUGACGUUUAGCAAACGGGAAACGGCAAAUAUGACCACAUCAUCAGUUUUUCCAGGAAUUUUUGACAUAUUCCGUUUCUUUUCUGCCGUUUUUGGCAGCAAGGAACGGAGAAAGUUUUGCGUUAAUAAAAAACGUCAUUAAAAAGUAUAUUCUCUAAUGCCGUUGUAAAGGGUUGGCAGUCGUGUGCUUCAUAGCGAAACUUAUUUACUGCCUUUAGGUAAAACAAUUGUCUUGUUUUACUUUACCAG
Molecule: messenger RNA, 2256 nt
Organism: Pocillopora damicornis (cauliflower coral)
Lineage: Eukaryota; Metazoa; Cnidaria; Anthozoa; Scleractinia; Pocilloporidae
Product: trace amine-associated receptor 5
Biological process (GO): G protein-coupled receptor signaling pathway
Cellular component (GO): plasma membrane
Molecular function (GO): G protein-coupled receptor activity
Source: RefSeq, a predicted model, not a curated record